Rattus rattus (black rat) is the source of this 673-nucleotide messenger RNA. It is a transcript of the gene Ndufab1, whose product is annotated as NADH:ubiquinone oxidoreductase subunit AB1. NCBI's taxonomy places the organism in Eukaryota, Metazoa, Chordata, Mammalia, Rodentia, Muridae. The record is from RefSeq and is a predicted model, not a curated record. Gene Ontology annotation, cellular component: mitochondrion. The transcript has 5 exons. Gene Ontology annotation, biological process: fatty acid biosynthetic process. Bases 59 to 529 code for a protein of 156 amino acids. Gene Ontology annotation, molecular function: acyl carrier activity; acyl binding.
CGCUACCAGCGGCUUCGGCGGGAGGCCACGGCGCGGUGCAUCCUGGGUUGGCGUAGCCAUGGCGUCUCGUGUCCUUUGCGCCUGUGUCCGCCGCCUGCCCGCGGCCUUUGCGCCGCUGCCCCGGCUUCCCACGUUGGCUUUGGCCCGGCCGCUCAGCACCACUCUCUGCCCUGAGGGAAUCUGGAGGAGACCCGGAACUCUGCAGCCCACCUUGGCGCUCGCGCAGGUGCCUGGGACGGUCACACAUUUGUGCCGCCAGUACAGUGAUGCACCCCCACUGACGUUAGAGGGAAUCAGGGACCGAGUUCUGUAUGUCUUGAAACUCUAUGAUAAGAUUGACCCAGAAAAGCUCUCAGUAAAUUCUCAUUUUAUGAAGGACCUGGGCUUAGACAGUUUGGACCAAGUGGAAAUUAUUAUGGCCAUGGAAGACGAAUUUGGGUUUGAAAUUCCUGAUAUAGAUGCAGAGAAGUUAAUGUGUCCACAAGAAAUUGUAGAUUACAUUGCAGAUAAGAAGGAUGUGUAUGACUAAAGUAUCAGAGCCUUCUUCCUCACUGUGAGGACUCCAGAGGACACACGAUGGCAUCGUGGCCAACUGACAGCGGUUCUGUUCGACUUGUAUUUAAAUUGUCUGAGUGUUUUGCCCUUUAAAAAUAAAUCUAUUACAAAACUAACA